Molecule: messenger RNA, 993 nt
Organism: Coffea eugenioides
Lineage: Eukaryota; Viridiplantae; Streptophyta; Magnoliopsida; Gentianales; Rubiaceae
Product: 60S ribosomal protein L10a-3
Exons: 6
Coding region: 147-800 (217 amino acids)
Biological process (GO): translation
Cellular component (GO): large ribosomal subunit
Molecular function (GO): structural constituent of ribosome; RNA binding
Source: RefSeq, a predicted model, not a curated record
ACAUAUACAUAUCCAUUGUCCCUGAAAACCCUACAAAUAAAUUCCCACCCUCGCCUCGCCGCUCUACUCUCUGCUAGUCGGCUCUUGCAGAACUCCGCCACCAUUCAGGAUAAUCGCCUAGGCAAGACGAGACAGAAUUUCUCACCAUGAGCAAGCUACAGAGUGAUGCUGUUAGAGAGGCGAUUGGCGUAAUUAUGACCGAAGCUAAGGGUGAUAAAAAGCGUAACUUCACCGAGACUAUUGAGCUUCAGAUUGGUUUGAAGAACUAUGAUCCCCAGAAGGACAAGCGUUUCAGUGGCUCUGUUAAAUUACCACACAUUCCUCGACCCAAGAUGAAGGUUUGCAUGCUUGGUGAUGCUCAGCAUGUUGAAGAGGCAGAGAAGAUUGGUCUGGAAUAUAUGGAUGUUGAAGGGUUGAAGAAACUCAAUAAGAACAAGAAAUUGGUGAAGAAGCUGGCAAAGAAGUAUCAUGCUUUCUUAGCCUCUGAAGCAGUCAUCAAGCAGAUUCCUCGUCUUCUGGGCCCUGGUCUAAACAAGGCAGGAAAGUUUCCCACACUGGUGACUCAUCAGGAAUCUUUGGAGUCAAAAGUUAACGAGACUAAAGCAACAGUGAAAUUCCAGCUUAAGAAGGUUCUUUGCAUGGGUGUUGCUGUGGGUAAUUGUGACAUGGAGGAGAAGCAGAUCUUCCAGAAUGUCCAAAUGAGUGUCAACUUUCUUGUCUCAUUACUCAAAAAGAAUUGGCAAAAUGUGAGGUGCUUGUACCUGAAGAGUACCAUGGGAAAGCCAAAUCGCAUCUUUUGAGCUGUAUUGGUUUUGCUUUGUUUUGAAUCAGUUUAGCAAGAUUAAGAGUGUUGGCCAAGUAAUACAUUUUUCAGCGAAUGUUUCAGAUAUUUUUGUUUCCUUGCUAUGUUGAAUUGUUGGUUCUCAAAACUAAGAAUGAAAUUUUAGUUACAGUUGACCCGUUUUGGUUUAUAUAAUAUUGUAGUUCUGUUAA